Messenger RNA from Drosophila eugracilis, 2151 nucleotides. RefSeq names its product protein scarlet (gene st). The transcript has 7 exons. Gene Ontology annotation, biological process: transmembrane transport. Gene Ontology annotation, cellular component: plasma membrane. NCBI's taxonomy places the organism in Eukaryota, Metazoa, Arthropoda, Insecta, Diptera, Drosophilidae. The record is from RefSeq and is a predicted model, not a curated record. The coding region runs from base 89 to 2089 and encodes 666 amino acids. Gene Ontology annotation, molecular function: ATP hydrolysis activity; ABC-type transporter activity; ATP binding.
UGUUAGUUGUUGCCCAGCUGUGGCACGCUUCGGUUCAGAAAAAAUCAUACUCCUCAACCGUAAGAUUUAACAUAAAACCCCAGAGAUAAUGUCGGACUCAGAUAGCAAGCUGAUCGAUGUGGAGGCACCGGAGCCAGUGGAGCAGCAUGAGCUGCAGUUAAUGCCUGUAGGCGGCACCAUCGAGGUGCCCAGCUUGGACAGCACUCCUAAGCUAUCGAAAAGGAACAGUUCCGAGAGGAGUUUGCCCCUCAGAAGCUACAGCAAAUGGUCGCCCACGGAACAAGGUGCCACUUUAGUGUGGCGGGAUCUGUGCGUUUAUACCAAUGUCGGUGGAUCCGGGCAACGGAUGAAGCGGAUCAUCAACAACUCAACGGGGGCCAUUCAACCGGGCACUCUGAUGGCUUUAAUGGGCUCGAGUGGCUCUGGGAAAACAACACUGAUGUCGACUCUUGCAUUUCGACAGCCGGCCGGGACCGUGGUUCAAGGCGACAUUCUGAUAAACGGACGGCGCAUCGGGCCCUUCAUGCACCGCAUCAGUGGCUAUGUCUACCAGGAUGAUCUCUUCCUCGGAUCGCUGACUGUUCUCGAGCACUUGAACUUUAUGGCUCAUCUUCGCCUGGACCGUCGGGUUUCCAAAGAGGAGCGUCGUCUCAUUAUUAACGAACUUCUGGAACGAACUGGACUGCUUUCAGCAGCUCAUACUCGGAUUGGUAGUGGCGAUGACAAAAAGGUUCUUUCAGGUGGAGAACGGAAACGAUUGGCAUUUGCCGUUGAGCUGCUCAACAAUCCAGUGAUCCUGUUUUGCGAUGAACCCACCACGGGAUUGGACUCCUACAGUGCCCAGCAACUGGUGGCCACAUUGUAUGAGUUGGCCCAGAAGGGCACCACCAUCCUAUGCACCAUCCAUCAACCAAGCUCUCAGCUCUUCGAUAACUUUAACAAUGUAAUGCUGCUAGCUGACGGACGAGUUGCCUUCACAGGAUCACCCCAGCACGCCCUGAGUUUCUUCGCCAAUCAUGGUUAUUACUGCCCAGAGGCCUACAAUCCAGCUGACUUCCUCAUUGGCGUCCUGGCCACGGAUCCUGGAUAUGAACAGGCCUCGCAGAGAUCGGCUCAACAUCUCUGUGAUCAGUUUGCCGUCAGCUCGGCGGCCAAGCAGCGGGAUAUGCUUGUCAAUCUGGAGAUUCACAUGGCCCAGUCAGGCAACUUUCCAUUCGACACGGAGGUGGAGUCCUUUAGGGGUGUGGCAUGGUACAAACGUUUCCAUGUAGUUUGGCUAAGGGCAUCGUUAACUUUGCUCAGAGAUCCCACGAUUCAGUGGAUGAGGUUCAUCCAGAAGAUCGCCAUGGCUUUUAUUAUUGGAGCUUGCUUUGCCGGCACUACGGAACCUUCACAGCUGGGAGUGCAGGCGGUUCAGGGAGCCCUUUUCAUCAUGAUUUCGGAGAAUACCUACCAUCCCAUGUACUCUGUGCUCAAUCUCUUUCCCCAGGGAUUCCCGCUAUUCAUGAGGGAAACACGAUCCGGACUUUAUUCCACGGGACAAUAUUAUACGGCUAAUAUAUUGGCAUUGCUACCUGGAAUGAUAAUUGAGCCUUUGAUAUUCGUCAUAAUCUGUUACUGGCUGACGGGUCUGAGAUCCACCUUCUACGCUUUCGGAGUGACUGCCAUGUGCGUGGUCCUGGUGAUGAAUGUGGCCACAGCCUGUGGUUGCUUCUUCUCCACGGCUUUUAAUUCAGUUCCUCUGGCCAUGGCCUAUUUGGUUCCCCUGGAUUAUAUAUUCAUGAUCACCUCGGGUAUCUUUAUACAAGUGAACUCCUUACCUGUGGCCUUUUGGUGGACGCAAUUUCUUUCGUGGAUGCUUUAUGCCAAUGAGGCUAUGACCGUUGCUCAGUGGUCGGGAGUGCAGAAUAUUACCUGCUUCCAGGAGAGUGCCGACUUGCCUUGCUUUCACACAGGCCAGGAUGUGCUGGACAAAUACAGCUUCAAUGAGAGUAAUGUCUAUCGGAAUUUACUGGCCAUGGUUGGCCUAUAUUUUGGCUUCCAUUUACUGGGCUAUUAUUGCCUUUGGCGACGAGCCCGCAAGCUGUGAGGCAUCUCAGUUUUAGGUGUAAAUAAAAUAACUAAAAAACUAUGAAAUCAUUAAAUAAACAA